Molecule: messenger RNA, 1011 nt
Organism: Ceratina calcarata
Lineage: Eukaryota; Metazoa; Arthropoda; Insecta; Hymenoptera; Apidae
Gene: SelT
Product: selenoprotein T
Exons: 4
Coding region: 204-764 (186 amino acids)
Biological process (GO): cell redox homeostasis
Cellular component (GO): endoplasmic reticulum membrane
Molecular function (GO): thioredoxin-disulfide reductase (NADPH) activity
Source: RefSeq, a predicted model, not a curated record
CAUCGUUAUCAUUCAGAUUCAUGAUUGACUGUGGUUGUGGUACAGGUACAGGCGGUGUGGUACGGACUUGUAGUGACUAGUGACCGUAGUGACUGAGCAGUGUAGAUAAGAGCAAGAACCUUUAAUUAGCGUUUUUCAGAAAACAAAGAUCAAAUUGCUUCCAUUUAAAUUUCUGGAACCGAUAAAUUUUCAAUGACCAAAGAAUGCUGCGUCGUAUGAAAUUAAUUUUGUGUGUUUGCAUGAUUUUAUGCACACUUGACAGUAAAGCUGAAGACAAUCAAGUUUCAUUAACCAAACUUGGUUCAAAAACAGGACCGACAUUAAAAUUCUUUUACUGUUAUUCAUGUGGAUAUAGAAAAGUUUUUGAAGAGUAUGUUAGCAUACUUAGGGAAAAGUACCCAGACCUGCAAAUUAAUGGAGAAAACUAUAAUCCCUCUCAUAACAAAAUGCUUAUUGCUAAAUUAUUAAGCUUUGUGAAAAUUUUAUUGAUAAUCUUAAUAGUAAGUGGACUUGAUUUGGGACAACAACGAGGAUCUCUUUGGCAAUGGUGUAUAGAUAAUCGAUUCUAUUCUUGUAUAAUGAUAUUUUUUAUUUUUAAUGCAAUAGAAGGACACUUUAUAUCGUCAGGAGCUUUUGAAAUACAUUUCAAUGAUGUUCCUGUAUGGUCCAAACUAGAAACUGGUAGAAUACCACAACCACUUGAAUUAUUUCAGAUUAUAGAUACUCAUUUAAAUAUGCAAUAUGCAGAUGUAGAUAUAGGAUAAAUUAAUUUUAAUAAGAAAUCUAAUUGCAUUUUUUUAAUUGUACCAAAUGUUAAAUAACUCUGGUUACGGAGCUUUCAUUGCUGCAACUCUAUAAUUAAUACCGAAAAAAAAAUAUUACCAUCAUUUUCAUGCAUUGUAUGUAUGUAUUUCGUUACAACUAUUGUUAUCUCCGUUUCAUUUCAGAUGGUACAUACAGAAUAGAGUUUGCAUGUUGAAAGCUGAAAUAAAAAUCUUUUAAUAUUGUUCA